CUUUGCGGCUGUCAUUGUCAAAACUAUUGGAUUUAUGGAAUUAUUUGUUUACCUUUAUAUUAUUUAGUUCACCGGGUAAAUAACGUAUUAAAUCAAUCUUAUAUUAAAUAUUCUAUAGGGGAAUAAUGCCAGCAGCAGGUGUUUAUUCACUUUUAAAUAAGAGGGAAAAUGCACACGAUGACCCCAUUUAUUGCUGUUUCUUCACGAGCAUUAGGACGAACGACGAUACCAAUUAUCCCUCAGAAGAAUACUUAGUGACAGGAGGGCUUGACAGUCUAGUGAAAGUAUGGCAUUUCCAGAAAAAUAAGAUAGAUUUACUUCACACUCUAGCAGGCCACUGUAUGGCUGUUGUGUCUGUUGCUGUAAGUCCCAAUGGCCAGAUAAUAGCGUCAGCGUCAUUAGACUCAACAUUAAUGAUUUGGGAACUGACAACCGGAAACAAGAUCAAUGCAAUAAAAACAAAUGCAACAGAUGUUUGGAAAGUGUCAUUUUCACCAGACGGUACACAUGUUGUGUCUGGCAGUCAAAACGGCAAGCUUAAUGUUUAUAAUAUUGUCACGAACACAGUAGAGAAAGUCUUGGAUUCAAGAGGGAAAUUCGCACUGUCUGUGGCCUGGAGUAGUGAUGGUAAAAGUAUAGCAAGUGGUUCCGUGGAUGGAAACGUAUAUGUUUUCGACGUGUCUCAAGGGAAGCUGUCGCACACAUUGAAUGCGCACGCGCAGACCGUCAGAAGCAUAGAUUUCUCGCCCAAUUCCAAGCUGUUGGUAACUGGCUCCAAUGAUGGAUUUGUCAAAGUUUUUGAUGUUGCGAAUGAAAACCAUCAGGGCAGUUUGAAACUGAAUACGUGGGUUUUAAGCGUUUGUUUCUCUGGAGACGGCUCGCGGGUCGCCGUUGCGACGGCCGACGGUCGCGUGACCAUCGCCCUGGUGAAGGAGCUAAAAGUUUUACAGACAUUCCAGGAACACAACGAAACAGUAUGUGAUCUCAAGUUCAACGCAAGCGGUAAUAAAUUAUUCUCAGUGUCGAAAGACAGGUCGAUAAAUAUUUAUGAAUGUCCAAUUCCAACUAAGAAUGAUAAAAAGUAAUGUAUUUAUGAUAUAUGAUUUUGUAAUAAAAAACGAUCUAAUAUAACAUUUAUUAUCUGUGACAA
Messenger RNA from Nymphalis io (European peacock), 1150 nucleotides. RefSeq names its product WD repeat-containing protein 61-like. The transcript has 7 exons. NCBI's taxonomy places the organism in Eukaryota, Metazoa, Arthropoda, Insecta, Lepidoptera, Nymphalidae. Bases 126 to 1085 code for a protein of 319 amino acids. Gene Ontology annotation, molecular function: protein binding. The record is from RefSeq and is a predicted model, not a curated record. Gene Ontology annotation, cellular component: Cdc73/Paf1 complex.